Serpula lacrymans var. lacrymans S7.9 is the source of this 594-nucleotide messenger RNA. RefSeq lists its product as uncharacterized. The coding region runs from base 1 to 594 and encodes 197 amino acids. The record is from RefSeq and is a predicted model, not a curated record. The transcript has a single exon. NCBI's taxonomy places the organism in Eukaryota, Fungi, Basidiomycota, Agaricomycetes, Boletales, Serpulaceae.
AUGUCAGCCGGUGAUAUUGACACACUCUCCAACCUGUGGAAGGCAUCACUUCUCAAGAAUGGACUCACCAAUGGAGAAGUUCCCUUCACAGAUAGCCAGGACUUGUACCAAACCAUUGAUGCAAUACCACUGGGUGGGAUACCAUGGGAAUCAUUUUCAUUGUCGUACAAUGGAGAUGUCCCAGAAGCAUCUAACCCGUCAUGGGUGGCUGGUUCCCAUGGUGUCUGGUUCCGUAGCCCAAACACUAUUGUACGCAAGAUGCUUUCAAAUCCAGACUUCAAAGAUGAGAUAGAUUAUGCACCUCUUCACGAGUUUGACGCAGACGGAAAACAUCAAUUCAAGGACUUCAUGUCUGGCGACUGGGCAAGGACUCAAGCUGAUAAGAUUGCUGAAGACCCAAUUACUCAUGGGGCAAUGGUCGUACCAAUUAUCCUUGGCAGCGACAAAACCACAGUUUCAGUUGCUACAGGCCACAAUGAGUAUUACCCUCUUUAUGUCUCAGUGGGGAAUGUGCACAACAAUGUACAGCGUGCACACCAAAAUGCUGUUGCCCUUCUAGGAUUUCUCGCUGUCGAUGAUGAGAACUGCAGUUAG